Tinamus guttatus (white-throated tinamou) is the source of this 2161-nucleotide messenger RNA. Lineage: Eukaryota; Metazoa; Chordata; Aves; Tinamiformes; Tinamidae. The record is from RefSeq and is a predicted model, not a curated record.
ACCACCACCUUCUACUCCAACAAGGAGAUCUUCCUGCGGGAGCUCAUCUCCAGCGCCUCCGACGCGCUGGACAAGACCCCCUACGAGAGCCUGACCGACCCCUCCAAGCUGGACAGCGGCAAGGAGCUCAAGAUCGACAUCGUGCCCAAUGCGCAGGAGCGUACGCUCACCCUGCUCGACACAGGCAUCAGCAUGACCAAGGCCGACCUCGUCAACAACUUGGGCACUAUUGCCAAGUCUGGCACCAAAGCCUUCAUGGAGGCCCUGCAGGCAGGUGCAGACAUCUCCAUGAUGGGGCAGUUUGGUGUGGGUUUCUACUCCGCCUACCUGGUGGCUGAGAAGGUGGUGGUUAUUACCAAGCACAAUGACGAUGGGCAGUAUGCCUGGGAGUCGUCAACUGGAGGCUCCUUCACUGUCUGCACUGACCAUGGUGAGUCAAUUGGACGGGGCACUAAAGUGAUCCUGUAUGUGAAGGAGGACCAGACAGAGUACUUGGAGCGGCGUGUCAAAGAAGUGGUGAAGAAGCACGCCCAGUUCAUUGGCUACCCUAUCACGCUCUAUCUGGAGAAAGAGCGUGAAAAAGAGAUCAGUGAUGAUGAGGAAGAAGAGAAAAGUGAGAAGGAAGAGGAAGAGUUCAGCCUCAAGGAUGAGGAGAAAACUAAGAUCGAGGAUGUGGGGUCUGAUGAAGAGGAGGAUGGAGAUAAAGGGAAGAAGAAAACAAUUAAGAUGAUUAAGGAGAAAUACAUUAACCAGGAGGAGCUGAAUAAGACCAAGCCCAUAUGGACAGGCAACCCUGAUGACAUCACACAGGAGGAAUAUGGGGAGUUCUACAAAAGCCUCACCAAUGACUGGGAAGACCACCUAGCUGUCAAGCACUUCUCUGUAGAAGGGUAGCUGGAGUUCAGGGCCCUGCUCUUCAUCCCGUGCCGUGCCCCUUUCGACCUCUUUGAGAACAAGAAGAAAAAGAGCAACAUCAAGUUAUAUGUGAGAUGGGUCUUCAUCAUGGACAGCUGUGAUGAGCUCAUCCCUGAGUACUUAAACUUUAUCCAGGGGGUGGUGGACUCGGAGGACCUGCCUCUGAACAUCUCCCAUGAGAUGCUCCAGCAGAGUAAGAUCCUCAAGGUGAUCUAUAAGAACAUUGUGAAGAAGUGCUUGGAGCUCGUCACUGAGCUGGCAGAGGACAAAGAGAACUACAAGAAAUUCUAUGAGGCCGUCAACAACCUCAAGCUGGGCAUCCAUGAGGACUCAACCAACCGAAUGCGCCUGUCACAGCUGCUGCAGUAUCUCACGUUCCAGUCAGGUGAUGAGGUGACUUUGCUUUCAGAAUAUGUAUCCCGUAUGAAGGAGACACAGAAGAGUAUCUACUACAUCACAGGAGAGAGCAAGGAGCAGGUGGCCAACUCUGCCUUUGUGGGGAGUGUGCGGAAGCGUGGCUUUGAGGUGGUCUACAUCACGGAGCCAAUUGAUGAGUACUGCGUGCAGCAGCUCAAGGAGUUUGAUGGCAAGAGCCUGGUAUCAGUCACCAAGGAGGGGCUGGAGCUGCCUGAAGAUGAGAAGAAGAAGAUGGAGGAGAGCAAGGCCAAGUUUGAGACACUUUGCAAGCUCAUGAAGGAGAUUCUGGACAAGAAGGUGGAGAAGGUGACUGUCUCAAACUGGUUGGUCUCAUCUCCCUGCUGCAUUGUCACCAGCACCUAUGGUUGGACAGCCAACAUGGAACGCAUCAUGAAGGCCCAGGCACUGCGAGACAACUCUACCAUGGGCUACAUGAUGGCCAAGAAGCACCUAGAAAUCAACCCAGAGCACCCAGUUGUGGAGAUCCUCUGCCAGAAGGCUACUGUUGACAAGAACGACAAAGCUGUCAAAGAUCUGGUGGUACUGCUCUUUGAGACAGCUCUGCUGUCCUCUGGCUUCUCCCUGGAAGAUCCCCAGACCCACUCCAACAGCAUCUAUAGGAUGAUCAAACUUGGGCUUGGUAUUGAUGAAGAUGAGGUGACAGCAGAACAGCCCACUGCAGCUGUCCCAGAUGGAAUUCCCCCUCUUGAGGGAGAUGAAGAUGCAUCCCACAUGGAAGAGGUGGACUAAAGUAGAGGAAGGGCUUCUCUCUCCUGCCAGGCUUCUUUCUUAUCUCAUUUUUGCUCAGAAGAGGUUCUGGUCCUACCAG